CUGUUUACGCAAGUCCGAUCUUGGAGCUAAAAUUAUUUUUUUUAACUGAUUUUAAAUAGGUCUAAAAUUCCACUCAAAAUAUUCAUAUUCGUUCGUAUAUCUUUUUAUCCCUCUUAAAUUAGAGAUAAGCAAGAUCGAGUUGUGAAUAGUGUUUUUAUUGCUUUAUUACUUUCUCCUAUGUACGUUUUCAUGGUCUUAAGAACCAGUACGAGGUACGAGUCAUUGGAGUCAUCUCUGCCAUCUUCUGCCGUCUCUGUGUUUCGUCUUGUGAUCUUGCAGAUUUUGCCAAUUCUACUGAUCUUGAAACAUCAAAUAAAUUCUCCCGAACUGCUCAUUUGCCUAAGUGUGUUGACCAACGUUUGCGGGAUGGACAGUCAGGUGUGCGGGGACGGCAGGUUGAUAGACGUGAUCGACGAGAGCUGGCGCAAGGAACGUCUACCUAUUGACGACAUCUCAACACCCGUGGCUGAGCUGCCAGAUCCCGAGAGCGACAACGGCGAUUCCCAUAUGACGUUGAAGGAGUUGGAGCAGAAGUGGAAUAAUUUGGCUUUGAGCUCCCUCAGUGACAAUCAUCUGCAUUCUCCAACACCACUGCACAACUGAAUAUUCCAAGUGUUGUUGCUCAAACGCCGCAAUAAGUC
Molecule: messenger RNA, 641 nt
Organism: Monomorium pharaonis (pharaoh ant)
Lineage: Eukaryota; Metazoa; Arthropoda; Insecta; Hymenoptera; Formicidae
Product: anaphase-promoting complex subunit 13
Exons: 2
Coding region: 178-603 (141 amino acids)
Biological process (GO): protein K11-linked ubiquitination
Cellular component (GO): anaphase-promoting complex
Source: RefSeq, a predicted model, not a curated record